CCCUUGCAUCUCAUGAUUAUAUACUGAAGAUUGUCCCAACUGUAUAUGAAGAGAUGAAUGGCAAACAGCGGUACUCAUAUCAAUAUACUGUAGCCAAUAAGGAAUAUGUAGCAUACAGCCAUACAGGGCGCAUCAUUCCAGCCAUCUGGUUUCGUUAUGACCUGAGUCCCAUCACAGUGAAAUACACAGAAAGGCGACAGCCCUUGUACAGGUUUAUCACAACAAUUUGUGCCAUUAUUGGAGGAACAUUUACUGUGGCUGGGAUUCUUGACUCCUGCAUUUUCACCGCAUCUGAAGCCUGGAAAAAGAUCCAACUAGGGAAGAUGCAGUAGCAAAGCAACUCUCAUUCCGGCCCAUGGGACAGACGCAAUGAAUGAGAAGCCCACUGCUAUUAAUUUCUGCCUUUGUGUGUGAGGUUGAAUUGGCACAUCUUUAGUUAGAUAAUGCAAAGCAUUUUUAAAGGAGCAAAAACUGGAAACUAAUUUACACAUCUGAAAGUUGGUAGCAUUAAUAAGGGGACUUGUGGUUCUGUACUUUCCACCUGGAAAUAGUUGUAGAGAUUAAUUGCCCUUUUGAUUUUCAAACCAAAAUCUAUAAAUCUGACUAGCACAAUUAUUUUAAGAGCUUCCAAAGUGCUGAAGUUCCUACAGUUCAAGUAGUAUAUAAAUCAAGUGUUCACUCUGUUAACGUUCUAUAAUUGGUACACUAUUUCGUCUUAUGACAAAAUUGUGAGUGAAUGAAAAGUAGCCCUGGAUAUCACUGUUCUGGAUGGGUCACUUGAUCAGUUAUGAAAGAUUAUUUCUGACAAGGAAUAUAAGCUAGGAACUUUUUGUUGUUUCCUGGAAAGCUUCCCUUCGCAUUUGCACCUGUUCUCUGGGAUGAUCAAUGCAGUACCUGAUAUUCCAGCAUAAUAUAAUCAGAAGAGAGGAUGAGCUGUUUCUUUUACUGACAUGAGAUCUGAAAAUAUUUUCACUUCUUUCCAGAAACUGAAUAUCCAGUCUUAGUGUUUACACAUGGCAUGAAGUUACAAAAACAAACCAGAAUAACACAGAACAAGUGAUAUAACAAGUCUUAAUAUGUGGCCUUUUGUAUAAAGGGGAAUUUCUGUGGUGGCAUUUGUGUUUGCACUCUCUCCUGCCUUUUGAAACAAAGACUACCCAGCUAUACUAGCUAAAACUUUGAUGGGCAAUGAGUUAAUGUAUAAGUGGAGUUCUUCAAUAUUGUAAUAACAUAAGUGGGGGAGCAUCAUGUUAACGUAUGUUGAACAAAUAUGGAGAAUCCAGGAAGAUAACCUUCAGCAUGAGUCCAGAUGCCUUGUAUAUCUUCUCGAAGUUUUUGCUUAUCUCUAAAAUACUUUCAAACUGCUGUCUUUUGCCCAACUGAUGUCCCCAGAGGCAGGGGGGUAUAUUCUUUAUUAACUCAUAGGAGAGAUAAGUACAACACUGUGAAAAACAACUCAAGAGUAGGUACACAGCCUUCUUCCUGCUGGUACAUUUCAUUUUUAAGCAUAAUAAAAUACCUUGUGCCUUUCUCCAGUGAGUGGGGGAAGGGCAGAAAUGCUGCCAAGUCUGAGUUUUAAGAUGCCAUUGACAUUGGUUCAUUGGGUACUAGAACAAGACCUGUCAAUUAAUUUUCAUAGACCACAAAUAGUUCUUUGAUAUAUGACCCAUGUGAUAAUUGUUGCAUGCUUUGUACAUUUUGUAUCACCUCAGACAACACAUGCCAGGUCUGAGUACUCCGUGUUGUGUUACAAUUCCUAAAACACUACAAAUAUCCAUGUUACACUUUGGAAAAAAACCAAAAACAUUAUCCUGCUGUUCAAGUAACACACAUGGCCCAUUAAGGGGUAUUUUUUUUAACAUUUGAAGGUAUCAAAUCAAUACACUGUAGUUAAAUUACUUUUGUCCAGAAGUAUUUCAAUCUGCCAGUAUGUGUAUUGAAAUUUCAGUUUGUUACAAUGU
This is a messenger RNA of Gekko japonicus, 1961 nucleotides long. It is a transcript of the gene ERGIC1, whose product is annotated as endoplasmic reticulum-golgi intermediate compartment 1. Gene Ontology annotation, biological process: endoplasmic reticulum to Golgi vesicle-mediated transport; retrograde vesicle-mediated transport, Golgi to endoplasmic reticulum. The transcript has 3 exons. Gene Ontology annotation, cellular component: Golgi membrane; COPII-coated ER to Golgi transport vesicle; endoplasmic reticulum. Lineage: Eukaryota; Metazoa; Chordata; Lepidosauria; Squamata; Gekkonidae. The annotation marks the transcript as partial. The record is from RefSeq and is a predicted model, not a curated record.